CUCGUCGGCUUCGAUGAGGAUAAAUGCUUGAAGAAAAUCGCCAGCGGGCUUUAUGCGUUCAAGACAUACCUUGAAUACGUACAAGAAACUUUUAUUAGUGAAAAGCAAAACGUCGAAUCGCUGUGCUAUGGCACAGAGCACCUGGCACGUACCUUAAAACAGAUGGUGAUCAAUCCUGAUGAAGUGACCAUCCCAGACCCAGCUACCCAGGAAUCCCUCCGCACAAAGCUGAAGUCCCAUAAGACCUGGAUAGAGAAAAUCACCACCCACCUCAUCCUCCGAGACUUUACUUCAUUUAUGGAGAAAACCGUGAGGGCCGUUCGCUAUUUGAAAAACACCAGGAGUUUCAGUGUCUGAAUGUUUUAAUUCAGGCACAAUCCUUUGUUACAAAUCUGUCACGUGGCAGACGACAGUGUUGUUCUGUUGUAAGAACCAGAAAUAGUAACAAUGGUUUGCAUUUAUAUACAUUCUCAUUUCCUUCCAGGAACCUAUUUAUUGUAUUUAAAAUAUUUAUUAGUUUCUAAUGUUUCCUAUUUAUAUUUUCAGUAUUUAGAAAUAAUUUAAACAAAGGACAUUUUAUUUCAUUUCUUAUGGUACUAUUCAGAAUAUCAACUUAUUUAAUAUGUAUUCAACAAAAAAAAAUAUUUUUAGAAGCAAGAAAAAUUGUUGUAUAACUUAUGCUUUUAAAAUAUUUGAGAGAUGGUAUUUAUGACUUAUUUAUAUUUUUAAAACAAA
Molecule: messenger RNA, 735 nt
Organism: Antrostomus carolinensis (chuck-will's-widow)
Lineage: Eukaryota; Metazoa; Chordata; Aves; Caprimulgiformes; Caprimulgidae
Gene: IL6
Product: interleukin 6
Exons: 3
Biological process (GO): positive regulation of receptor signaling pathway via JAK-STAT; cell differentiation; immune response
Cellular component (GO): extracellular region; interleukin-6 receptor complex
Molecular function (GO): interleukin-6 receptor binding; cytokine activity
Source: RefSeq, a predicted model, not a curated record